This is a messenger RNA of Danio aesculapii, 1109 nucleotides long. RefSeq lists its product as uncharacterized. The transcript is spliced from 6 exons. The coding region runs from base 25 to 810 and encodes 261 amino acids. Lineage: Eukaryota; Metazoa; Chordata; Actinopteri; Cypriniformes; Danionidae. The record is from RefSeq and is a predicted model, not a curated record.
AACAGAACAUUUGAGCUAUUACAGAUGAAAAUGAAGCUGAUUUUCUUUCUUCUAGUCCUCUUAAAGAACGGAAUGAAUCUGACCGAAGGACUCACUGUGUCUUAUUCUUCAGGGAGGAUUACUUUAAGAUAUUUCUUUAACCUAUAUUACAAUACAUAUGAAAUAAGUUGCUGUAAGUUAAAUCAGUUGCGGUGCUACUUCAUUGUGAACAACAGAGGAGUAGUGGACUCUAUGUAUCAAGGAAGAAUAUCCAUCUCUAUGUACAGUGGAGAACUUGAAGUAAUAAUUACAAACCUGAGUGAAGUAGAUGCUGGCACAUACCAAUGUGGUGUUGCAGGGAUAUUUAACACCUAUGAAGUGGUUCAUGUUCUAGUUUAUAACUUAAGAGUUUUCAGUGGAGUCAACACAGCUCCUCUCUUACCAAAAGCCACCAUCAAACCAACAUUCUGGAUUUCUUCUCCAUCUACACCCAGUGUUUCAGAGCAACCAGCUGAAAAAUCCAGUGAUGGCUGGAGCACAUUCCACAUGCUAGCUGUUGUUUUAAGUGUUCUGGUGUUUGUGGUCAUCUCAUUGAUUCUGCUUGCAUAUCGACUAAAGAAGAAAAAAAAAGAUAAAAGUGGAACGUGUGGUUCUUCUAACAUCACCAUGACGCAGGAUGACACCACCUACUGUAUGGUGGAAUUCUUACCUCACCAGGAUCAAUGCCAAAUAUAUGCUAAUUUCCAGAUCCGUCGUCCAGAAGACACUGCUCAUUCAGUCAUAGCAAAAGAAAAUGUAGAAUAUUCCAUAAUUUCACAAGCGCUGCCAUAAACAUUUGCAAUGUGUUUUCUUUUAGCUUUGACUUCUUUUGUUGGUUUUGGUUGCUCAAUUUUGUUUACAAGAAACUAUCAUAUUAAUCCAAUGCUGUUUCAUUGUACACUGUAAAAAUCUAAUUUGUGUUGGGACAAAAUGAGGGAAUUAAGUUAACAUUCGUUUUUACUAAUUUAAGUGGAUUAAACCUAAAACAAUUAAGCUGCCCCCCAAAAAACUCAAGAAUUGUGCUGUUUCAGCUCAUUUUAAAUAAGUUGUUUGUACAAACAGCAAGCGUAUUUUUUUCAGUGUAUGCUAAU